UGCCUUAGCUUGGUAUUAACUGGUUUACGACUGCGGACAGGCAGACGCAAAUAGGCCGGGCUUUAACUAAUAGGGCAUACAGUUCUUUAAAUAGUUUUAAAUCCGUAUUUACUUGUUGAGUUUAAAUAUACAAUUAAAUUGCAUCUGUAUUUUUGCUAAAUAAUCGCAGCCUGAGACAAGCGAUCGGAGGUGAAUAUAUCUGAAGAUUUAAAAAAGUAACUAAACCGGAUAGCUUGUUCAUGCUAGCUAAAUUAAAUCGCUUGGCGCCAGUCUUUUCAUUUGCCGACAUUGCUAGCUCUGCACGUUUCCUUUUUGUUUUUGUUGUUGUUAGCGACCGAGUUUGCUAACUGCUACAUUUCAGCAUUACUUGCUAGCUACAGUUUUUAGCUAGAAGAAAGCAAUCAGGCAUGGCGGAAUUCCUCGAAGAUCCGUCUGUUCUCACUAAGGAUAAGCUCAAAAGUGAGCUCACGGCCAACCAUGUCCCACUUCCCAGCUCCGAACAGAAGAAAGACGUCUACGUUCAGUUGUACCUGAAAAAUUUGACCGUUCAGAACAAGAAAUGUCCACCAUCUGUAGACACGUUCUCCAGUGAUGAAGAAUUGCCUGCCCCUGUAGUCUCCAACAAGAGCCGAUCUGGAAGAAAAGCUACCCGAAAGACAGACAAGCCUCGCUCAGAAGAAGUGGAAGUCACAGACCUCACCGAUGCAAGUUUAAAAGAUGAGCUGUUGAAGCAUGGAGUCAACACUGGGCCCAUAGUUGGCUCCACCAGGAAGCUUUAUGAGAAAAAGCUUCAGAAGCUACUGGAUACACCUGCAGCUGAGACUACGCCCAGCCCACCUGAAACUGCCACAGUUAACGCUGCAGCCAAGGCAGAUGGCAACCAGAACGGCAACACAUACUCUGGCCAGUACAGUGACAAGGAGGAAGAUGAGAUAGGUACCGCUACGGAACCAGAGCCUGUUCCUGUUGUGGAGAAGCCUGUGUGGAGCAGGGGGAAGACUCCUGUCACUGUUAGGAACAGCAGCAGACGGAGCAGCAAGCUACAGGUGGUGGAGGUGAGCCUAGCAACGGGCGACCAGACCCCUAAGAAGACGAGGGAGAAUGUUGAAGAGAUUCUCGCUAAUGAGAUCUUUUCACCCACAGGCAUCAGCGCCAGCUGCAGGCGACCUAUUCGCGGCGCGGCGGGCCGACCGGUGAAACCCAGCAACUACUGGCUGAACGAGUCUCUCCUGGAGCGCUCCAUCUAUACAGAGUCUUAUUCUGGAUGCAGCUCCUUGGGCUCCAACGUGCCGGCCAGGCCCGGCUUCCUCUCUGUACUAUUAAAGCUCAUGGUACUCGUCACUGUAGCUGGGUCCAUCUACUUCGCCAUUCAGCACCUCGAUGCAGAUCAGGUUCAGUCCUUCAAGGGAAUGCUAACCGACGCCAAGGGUCUCCUAAACAGCGCUAAGGGUCACCUGUGUAGCACGGUUGAUAAGGUGGUGGAUGCCGUGUUCGAUAAUGUGAUUGUGCCGCUGGGUAUCGGGGGAGGCAGCAGCCAAGGUGCAGAAGCAAAGAGUGGCGGCAGACCACCUGGCCACUGCUCUGCCAUCCACACCUCACUAGCUCACCACACCCCCUCCAUCGUCAUCCUCUGGUCACCACCUUGGAGGACUGACUGACUGACUUUUAAUCUGGGCUGGUAGACUAUCAUCCUGUCCCCUCCUUGUUCACUUUUCCUCACCCCGCGUGAGGAGGGCAGGAGGGGUAUUCAACCCAACCAACACCAGCUUCCUGGAAAACCAACACUGUCUUGCCAAGACAGUCUAAAGAGACUUGUUUUUAUUAUGAAGUUGUUUUUAAUCGUAGUGUGAAGUCUUAUGUUGUGUAUCCUUUGUGUGUGUAUUUUUAGAAAGGACAGACAAAUCGUACGCAUGGUUGUAGUUUUUUGAAGGACAUGUUUGUCAUUUUUGGAGUGUCUGUGGUGCCAGGUGUUUUUCUGAUGGUGAAGUGCAUGCACAGUGAUAGCACUUAGUGCCAGUGUAGGUGUCAAUUCCAUUUCAAUUCCAGUCAAUUCAGAAAGUAAACAAUUCCAAAUGUUCCUCAUUAAAAAGCAUGGAAGAGAAUUGGAAUUCCAGUGUACUUCCUGAAUUGACAUGGAAUUUACCUCAACCCUGCUUAGUGCCCUCCCACUAAUUCAAGCACAGAGAAAUAAUAUUAAUUACAGAAACAUUUACAAGUAUUUCUGUAUUGGUUUUUGAAUAUACACUAGUAGUAACAAUAAAGCUAGGUAGAAUAAUGGUGCUCAGGUCUAUUCUAAUCUGCUCUAAAUUAAUCUGAUCAGUGCUGGGAGGAGUGACAGUGUCCAAUAGUGUAACUUCAGGUCUCGUCACUGUAUGAGGAAAAACCCUUAUUUUCAAGCUAUAAAGGUUAUAAAACUGAUUUUCUUUGGUUAAAUUGCUUGUUUUUUGGUAUAUGCUGCAGUAACUAAGUAAGUGGUCUGACCUGUGAAUGGCUCAUGAUGGCACCUGACUUGAGGGGCAGUGACCCAAAUCCCAGUAUUAGCUUUGUGAGUUUGUGUGAGUUUACGUACAUGUUUAAUUUAGUAGUGAUUUGUUGUGCUAAAGAUUCCAGAUCUUCCAGUCCCAUCUACCGGGUCAUGUUCAGUAGGGCACCGUAGCAAAAUGGGUAUAAUCCUCUCUGUUUUAAUGUGUGUUUUCCCUGUUUGUUGCCUAAGGAACAUGACCCAAGACUGGCUGUCUUUUUUAGUGCACCCACACUGCCCUUCUAAGCGGUUCUGCACACUACUGAUCUGGGAAAAAUAACAUUUUUGCAAUAGGUAGUUGAGCAAAUAUACGAGUUAACAAUGUAUUCCAUUUUGUUACUUGGAUUAUAAAUUGAUAUUUACUCUGCCUCAUGUACACUUCAUUGUCAUAGAAGAGGUAACACUAACAAUUGCCUGAGGAGAGACAAAUGGUAAUAUUGAUAGCAACUUAACUUAUGUUGACCAUUCAUAGAAUUUUGAUGUCAAGAUGUUGACAUUUUUUGUCCAGUGUUGAAAAUAAGUAUUUUUUUUUAUUUCUGCAUUUUUCUAAUGUGAAUUGUUAAUGUUGGUCUUUUGUCUAGGUGAAAGUGAAAUUUUAAAAACAAACAAAAAAAUGCUAUCCUAAAACUGAACCUCUUUGUUGACUUGUGGUUACACAGUGAAUACAGUAUAUUAAAGAUGAAAUGUUUGUUACUUUGAUCAGGCAGCUAGCUUCCCAACGAUGGAUUGUGGGGGUAAGGAUUUUGAAUCUGUUUUUAUUUAAAAUACUAUCAUGAAAUAAAUGUGGUAAUUCAAUUGUC
This is a messenger RNA of Oncorhynchus nerka (sockeye salmon), 3321 nucleotides long. Its product is annotated as lamina-associated polypeptide 2-like. Gene Ontology annotation, molecular function: DNA binding. Bases 408 to 1658 code for a protein of 416 amino acids. The transcript has 7 exons. The record is from RefSeq and is a predicted model, not a curated record. NCBI's taxonomy places the organism in Eukaryota, Metazoa, Chordata, Actinopteri, Salmoniformes, Salmonidae.